Molecule: messenger RNA, 5800 nt
Organism: Phascolarctos cinereus (koala)
Lineage: Eukaryota; Metazoa; Chordata; Mammalia; Diprotodontia; Phascolarctidae
Source: RefSeq, a predicted model, not a curated record
GAGACCUUACUAAAAACUUGUUAGCAAUACUCUCUGAUCCCUGGUAGGCUAUGACAUCAGCCAAGAAAGCCUAUGAUGAUCAUAAUAACUUCUGAGGAGGAGGAGAAUCCUGCUGGCUGAGUAAUUAGUUCUGCACAGCAAGGGGUGAGCAGUUAGUUUUCUGUUAGGAUCAGUGUUCACUGCAUCCAAACUGGUUUGAGGCACCGGCUGCUGCGAGACAAGUCCCCAGGAAAGCACAACAAACACUGGAUGAAUUCUGAGUUAUUAGCUGUGGUCAUUUUGCCUCCUGGCUGAAAUCAGGGUGGGGUUUCUGGCACAGGACUGCUUGCUGAGAAACACCAUGACACUCCUGGGGUCUGAGCAUUCUUUGUUGAUUCGGAGCAAGUUCAGAUCAGUUUUACAGUUACGACUUCAGCAAAGAAGGACCCAAGAACAACUGGCUAAUCAAGACAUAAUGCUGUCAUUGCAAAAUCAGACUAUAUUCCAAGAGCAAAGAAAAGGCUUUGAUAAGACUGAAGACUAUUUAAAGCACAAGAUCAGAAAGAGACCUGAAGGGACCAACUUGAUCAACAUGCACAUUUUACAAGACACAACCACAGAGGAAUCCAUUACAGCUCCUCAGAUGAAGCUUAAAAGAGCCCGACUUGCAGAUGAUCUGACUGAAAAUAUUGCUCUCAGACCAGGUCUCCUGGAGCUGGUGGAGAAGAAUAGAAUUCCUGUUGAUUCAACUAUGAAAGAAUCCAUGAAAGGUAAUCAUGUAGGCAUCUCCAAAUCAACAGAUGCUUUUGCCUUUGAUGAGGACAGCAGCAAUGAUGAACUCUCUCCAGAACAGAUACGAAGUGAAGACUCACAAAGUUCUAAUAGUUUCCCACCUGACACAAAAGCCACAGGGGCCUCUUCAUCUGCCCCAUCAGAAACAACUCAGGAUCAUACUUCUGGCUCUGAAAAUGAUAGAAAUGAACCAGUAUCACACUUCAUCAACCAAUCAGACAACAUGAAGCAGGUGAAUGGCCCAUUGAGCUCACCUAUCCCUCUGCCUGCUGCGGUAAAGUUAAUUGUAGUCCCUGUGACCAGGGCAUUCUUUUCUCUGAAGCUCUGUUGGAUUUGCUGGGGAGUUACUCUUUCCUUCUGGGUUUACCUCUUGGACUUCUCUCAAUCCAAGUCUAAGUCCUUUAGCGACAGCAAGAACCGCCACAAAAAGCCAAAGGACACCAAACCAAAGGUGAAGAAGCUAAAAUAUCACCAAUACAUUCCUCCUGACCAAAAGGCAGAAAAGUCUCCUCCUCCCAUGGACUCUGCCUAUGCUAGGCUUCUGCAGCAGCAACAACUUUUCCUACAACUACAAAUCCUCAGCCAACAACAACAGCAGCAAAGAUUUAGCUACCCAGGGCAUCAUCAAGCACAGCUAAAGGAACCCAAUGAAGAAUUGAUCAGAAAUCCAAACUCAUCAGUUUCCAUAAGCAAUACUCCUCUAUCUCCUGCCAAAACCACUUUUUCUGGACAAACUGGCAUUUCUUCUCUCAAGCUGGGUCCUCUUCCAUCAAAUCUGGAUGAUCUGAAGGUCUCUGAAUUGAGACAACAACUUCGAAUAAGGGGCCUACCUGUAUCAGGCACCAAAACAGCCCUCAUGAAUCGCCUUCGACCCUUCCAGGACUGCCCUGAGAACACAGUGCCAAAUUUUAGUGAUAUAACUACUAUCACUUUUCCCGUCAACCCAGGCAAUACUCUAACCAGCUAUCAGUCCUCUUCUACUAGUGUCUUACCCAGUGGUUUCUAUCACUUUGGCAGCACCAGUUCCACACCACCCAUUUCUCCAGCUUCAUCUGAUGUCUCAGUCACUGGCUCUCUACCAGAUACUUUCAAUGACACUUCACCAUCAUUUGUUCUUCAGCCCUCUCCUAUCCACAUUUGUGCAGAGGACGGCGUAAUGAGCAGCCUCAAUGGGGGAUGCAUCCAGUCUGAUUUAGAUGGAACUGAUUCUGAGAAGGAUAAGAUGUUAGUAGAGAAGCAAAAGGUGAUUAAUGAACUUACCAUGAAACUACAGCAAGAGCAAAGACAAGUGGAAGAACUGAGGAUGCAACUUCAGAAGCAGAAGAGGAAUAACUACACAGAGAAAAAACAGCCACAAACAAAUUUCUUUGGUGUUCCCAUCAAGACGGAAGAUACUGUAUGCAGUUGCCCUUUUCCAUCAAAACAAACAUCUGUGAAAAUACAGAGUAAUAAUUCAGACAAACAACUAAGUACUCGAGAACCUGCCCAGCUCCUUCCCCCUCUAAACAGUCAUUCUGUAGAGUCCGUAGGACAGACCAAAGCACUUUCUUCCACAUUUCUUAGCCCUCAGAAUUCUCCCCAACAUUCCCCACUUGGAGCUAUAAAAAGUCCACAGUGUAUCAGUCGGCCCCCAUCACCGAACAACCAUUACCUCCUCUCUUCAUCUUCUAGCUCCCAAGGAGAGAAGCACAGUGGCCUCUCACAAACCAGCAGCCAAAUGUGCUCAAUUCAGAGCUCAGGAAUACAAGAUGGCAAUACUUCAGGCUUCUCUCCUGAAUCAUCCAAACUCCAUAUUCCCUUCUUUGGUACCCAACCAGACAGUAGGCAGGUUACCAGAGUCAAUGCUUCUUCCAAAAGCCCUGAUACAGAACACAAGAUGGCUGUUUUACAUUCUUCUUGUCAGGCAGGGCCAAAACUUUCUAUUCCAUCCCGAACUUUUUCAAAGUCAAGUUCAGGACUUUCAGAGAUAAUGCAGCCUCCCACUUAUGAGGAUGCAAUUAAGCAGCAAAUGAUUCAAAGUCAACAGAUGGAUGAACUCCUUGAUGUCCUCAUUGAAAGUGGAGAAAUGCCAGCAAAUGUCAAAGAAGAUCAUUCAUGUUUUCAAAAAGCACAAAAGAUAACUGGAUCUUCUCAAAGUCUUCUCCACAAAUCCUCUAGCCCAUUUGAGCAUAUCUCUUCAGCAUCCCAGCUCUCUUUUGAUCACUGCACAACUAAUAGUGACAAUCACUUUGAAGUCUUAUUGAAUUCUCACAGUCCUUUGGGCAAGGUCAGUGAUGUCACACUUCUAAAAAUUGGAAUUGAGGAAUCUCAGUUUGAAGGGAUUAUGGACAGAUUCUCUGACAAAGCAACAGAUGAACUUUUAGGUUCUCAUGAGAUCUUGCCAGCCCCUCUCUCCCCCAUACAAUCUCAACUUUCACCUUCUUCCAUAGAUGGAACAGGUUUGCAGAUGAGCUUAACAGAAUCUCCCUGGGAAACUAUGGAGUGGCUAGACCUUACCCCACCAAGUUCUACAACAGACUUCAGUUCUCUCACUGCCACAGGCCCAAGCAUCUUCAACAGUGAUUUUUUGGAUAUUACUGAUCUCAGUUUGAACAGUACCAUGGACCUUCAUUUACAACAAUGGUAAAACACUAAAUGUGCAAUACUAAGUAUGAGAAGGAAUGCAUUGAAGCAGGAUGAAAAUACCUAAUCACAGACACCUUUUAUUAUUAAUAGAAGAGAUAAAGUCAAAAAGAAGCAAUAUAGGCUUUAGCUCCAUCCAAGAAGAAGAAAAUGGACUCUUUAUUAUAUAAAAUUUACCAACUGUUUGCUACUGAGAAUGAUUCAAACUAUGACUUUCGUAAUUAGCUUUUUUAGACUACACGUGCCAAGAAGGUCUUUCAGUGCCUCUAAAAACAUGGAUUUAAAAAAAAAACCAGGAUUUUUCUCAGGCAUUGUUUGGGUCUUGUCUCAUCUUAAAAUGAAACCCAUUCACAUAACUGGACAACUCAUCACGUAAUAUAGAAGGGAAAAAAGAUUUACUUUAAGAACAAAGAGAAUUAUAAAAGCCUAGUUUAAACCUAGGGAAAUGGAAUGUCUUCCUAUCAUAGACUACUUACUCAUUUUCCAGGGAUGAUACUGCCUGUGCUCGAGGGGAAAUGCUAAUUUCCUUAGGGAAAUCUUUGAAUAGCUUUUGAGCCAUCAGUGGAAAAGGACAAAACCCACUUAGUUCUAGGAAGCUAGGUCAGCUCAGCAGCUUUCAACAAUAAUGCUUUUCCAGGGACUGGUUUCAAUCAGGAGCAUAGGCUUUUUUUUUUUUUGGUACUUGAUAAUAGCUGACACAUUCAAGGGACCCAGAUCAACACUGGGGGUUUUGUUAAGGUGAAGAAGGUUCAAUUCCUGCUCUCUAUAAAAGGAAGGCAUUGGGAGGAGUUUGAUACUUCACCCUUCAAAUCUCCAACCAGAGAGAAGAAGCUGAGGAAGGUGGUGUCAGUCAAGGCUUGAGUCAACAGAAUGAUGAUGAGAUGAGAGGUAAUUAGCUUAACCUUAGAAAGGUAUCAGCAGACAGCAAUUAGAAGAAGCUGAAAAAGGUCGUUAUUUCAAUCAGUAUUUCAAUUCCUGCUCCUGUAGGAAACUAUUUAGUGUCAUACUUUUUAAGGGUAAAAUUUUGUAGGUUACUCUGUGGUCUUCUGAUGGUGACAUUAGCAUAGGUCUUUAGUAUUCAUGAAGUUCAAAUUUCAUUCUUAGCUUUGGGGAGGAGGAGUGUGAUCCACCCUAAUUCAUAUUUUCCCUCUUCACUUUCCCUGCAACUUAUCCGUCUCUUUUUACUGUUCUCCUUAUCCUUUUUCUUUCUGUGUCUUCUCCAUUUUUUUACUCUGAAGCCUUACUUCAGUGAAAAAGAGUAACUAGUAAGUUCUAACACAGCAACAAAAUUUUCUGAUAAUGCUACUCAUUCUGAUAAUGCACUAAGAUCCAUAGAAUAAUGCUCCUCCAGAUAAUUCACUGUCACAAGAACUUCUUGAGAAAAAUGUUCUUUUGAAAUGUUUCAUAAGCCUCUCAGGUAACAGGUCAUUAUAUUGCCCUUUGUUUACUAAAAAGCCAUUCAAUCAUCUGAUGUUUUAUAAAGGUCCACUUUGGAAAACUGGUUGCUGUCAUGUAAAUGGUAAAUAUAGGUUUAAAAAAGAUAUUUAUGUAAUAGAGUAUAGUCUGCGAAACUAAAGAAACUAAAUGAAAACACAGUUGCACAUUGUAGAAAACGGGGUGUGGCUGUAGGAUAGUAGAGACAGUAGAGAUUAGUCUGUUUUCAUUCCCCAUGAACUUUCGGAUUUGGGCUAGGAGCUGACAAGAAUGCUAUAGAACAUUUUCUUCAGAUCUCACUAUUAACUCCCGAUCAGUUCUAUAUUGCUUUGGAAGAUAUAGAAAAUAGCUAUAGGUUUGUUUUUGAUCACAAAUACACUAUUUUCUUCUAUUUUUACAAAUAUUGUUCACUGUGCACUCCUAAGAUAGAAAAAAAUUAAUUGCCAUUUUCAUGAUGUUUAGGAUUUCUCUUGGAAAAUCAAAGAUUGACAAGUCAUUCCAGUGUCAUCUGUAAAAAGUGUUUAAACAAUAAUUUUGGUGACUGUCACCAUUGUGCAAGCUUCCAGGCUUUAAUUCUGAGGGGAAAAUGGUUUUCUGGCCUCCAAAGCAGUAUUUUUAACCAUCCAUGAAUAACUGCUUAGCUGCUAUGAAAUGAUGCCUGAAUAUAUCCUACAGGAACUUUCUGAUUAAACUACAAGAUUACAUUGAAGUAACUGGUCAUUCUCAUCUAAGUGCCUUAACAUAACACCUGGCUUACCAAGAAGAAAUGUGAAGAAGCAAAAUGGUUUCAACAACUAUCUCUGGAAAAUUCCAUUAAGAAUAAGCAAAUUGUCUUACAUUCCUCAUAUCUAAAUUAGCACUCUAUAUUGUUUUAAAAGAUUUAUGUGGGACAUCUAUUCAGCUUAGUCAUCAUUCCUGAGUAUCCAAGUGGAGAAAUCAUCAUUUCUUUGAUAUUAAAGAUAUAAGAAAGUAA